AUGAAAAGGCAGCUCAACCACGCGCUGGCAGGCCUGCGGCCGUGGUGGUGGCACGUGUGCAACGUCUCUCUACACGCCGCGUGUUGCGCUCUAGUCGCCAGGGCCUGCGUGACGAUAGCACGCCUGCAAAGGCCGUUCGCUGCACUAGCAGCUCUUCUGUUUGCCGUGCAUCCGGUACACACGGAAGCGGUAGCAGGAGUGGUAGGACGAGCCGAUGUAUUGGCUUGCAUAUUUUUUCUAUCUUCUCUUCUCGUCUACCACAGACCAACUAGCGGUAAGAAAUGCGUCUGGCUGAGCGUCUUUCUUGGUGCUCUUAGUAUGCUGGCAAAGGAGACAGGCGUUACGAUACUCCUUCUAAAUCUCACUAUAGACUUCUACAGAUGUUGGCCCAUCGUAAAAAGGUCGAUCAGUUCGUGGAAAAUUGAGAAGAAAUGCGCAGGACUCUCAGUGAGAACGUUUAAAGUGACCGUGUCUCUGGCAUUACUGAUUUGUCUUCGACUGUCACUGCUGCAGGGCACUUGGCCAUCCUUCUCCCCGCAAGACAACCCUGCUGCUUUCCAUCCCAGUUUCUUUGUGAGACUAAUGACCUUCUGCUAUCUGGCGGCAUUCAACUGGUGGCUGCUCCUGUGCCCUUGGAGCCUCAGUCACGAUUGGCAAAUGGGGUCGGUGCCCCUUAUCACGAGCGGAUGGGACCCCAGAAACCUUCUCACUUGCGCUGCUUUUGGCGCAUUGUUCUUGUUGUGUUAUCGCUGCAUAGCUGACAUGGAGAUACAUCGACAUACACCGGCUGUUAUUGGAGUAUUGCUGCUAAUCAUACCGUUUGUGCCGGCGAGCAAUUUGCUCAUCACCGUCGGCUUUGUAAUAGCUGAACGGGUCUUGUACAUACCCAGUGUUGGCAGUGUUAUGAUAACGGCAUAUGGGGUGCAAUUAAUGUGGUGCUCAAAGCCGGGCACCAAAGCGUUUCUGGUUUUCGGCUUAGCAGUGCUGGCUGGAAGUGGAGUUGCAAGAACAUAUCGCAGAAACGCGGAUUGGCGUGACCGAGCCACUCUUCUAAGGUCCGAUUUAGUGACUCUGCCGCAGAACGCGAAGCUGCACUACAACUUCGCAAACUUCCUCCGCGAAACAGAGCAGCAGGAAAACGCAAUCAAACACUACAAAGAAGCUCUGAGGUUGUGGCCGACGUACUCCAGCGCUCACAAUAACAUCGGGACCCUAGUGAGUGGUGUCGAGAAUGCGGAGUAUCACUUCCUGCAGGCCAUUAAGUACAACAAGCACCACGUCAACGCCCAUUAUAACCUCGGGAAAUUGUACAAGAAAAAUGGACGCACUAAUCAAGCAAUAAGAAUGCUGGAAAAAUGUGUGCUAUUACGCCCUCAAUUUGUCCAAGCCCACGUAGAACUGCUGACAUUGAUACCGGAUCGGGAGAAACAAAGAGUUUUGUCAAGAUUAGUAGAAUUGGAGCCGAAUAAUUGGGAAUAUUAUGUGCUGUACGGGAACUGGCUAAAGGAGAAAGGAUUGUUUGGACCAGCAUCAAAAUUCUACCUUGAAGCCACAAGACUCACAUUUAAAAACAGAAAUACUGAGAGCCUAGUACGGGGCGAUCUUGUCACGUUUCGAUACACUGCUUUGAUGUACAGAAAGUUAGGACAGAAGUCGAGGACAUUACAACUUUUGACAAGAUGGCAAACCUGGCGCAGGGGAUGGCCUAGUAUGGCGGCGGCGCAUAUGUAUUUAAGGGAUUGGCGGCUCAAAAUGGAGUUGGAGGGCCGGAUUCAAAUCUAUAGUAAGGCUGUGAAUCCAAUAAAAAUGAGAAAAUGCUUCGAUCACACUCAAUUAAUCGUUGAAGUCGAACCGAUAAAAAAUGAUAAUGAGAUCAUAAAGAAAGAAAGAAGAUUCAUUAAUGGUGAACGCAAAAGCGUGAAAGAAGAAGACCUGAUGAAAAUUGACAAGUCAAGGAAAAGUGCCUGCUACAUCAAGACGUGUAAAUUUAAAAAGCGUGGUAUCUUGGAGCCGGCCCAGAUAAAGACAAUACAUAACAAGUCUGAAAUUGGAAUGAAGGGCAAAAAGUGUUCCGUUCAUAGAAAACAGAAGAGUACUAAAGACGAUAACAUCAUAUCAAAGCUUACAGCGCCUAUGUCGGAACAUAUUCUAAUCAAAACAUUU
Iphiclides podalirius (scarce swallowtail) is the source of this 2163-nucleotide messenger RNA. Lineage: Eukaryota; Metazoa; Arthropoda; Insecta; Lepidoptera; Papilionidae. The record is from the annotation of a GenBank genome assembly.